CAGGCAGCUCUGUCAGUUCGAACGAGGUUUCCCACGGACUCUUUAAAAUCUGUCAGAGGCUGCUUAGACUUCCAAAAUGGCCGACAAUCAGCGUGAGACUUCACCAUCCGCACCUCCAACCACCAAUACUGACAGGAAAGAGCGAGAAUCGUCCAGGGACGAAGACCGCAGAAGAAGCAGGUCUCCUCGACGGGAUAGAGACAGGCGUGAGGAUCGACCGCGGCGCAAAGACACCGGCUUUAGAUGGAAGGAGAAACGUCGAGACGAUGAUGACUCGAGGCGAGACCGCGACUCGGGACUGCAGCGAGGCUACAGAGACCAUUAUCGACCUCGCUCAAGAUCCAGAACUCCACCUUCCCGAAGACGCUCUCCCAGAAGAGACGACAGAGAUCGCGACAGGCGACGAGAUCGGGAGGAGCCAGAACCCCGCGAAGAAAAGAAAAAGGACAAGCUGGACAAGAAAGAGAAGAAGCCGGCGCCGGCAGUGCCAGCGCAGCCGAUGAUCAUUGUUUACGUCAAUGACAGACUGGGCACGAAAAAGGCUAUCCCAUGCUAUCCCACAGAUCCAAUAAAGGACUUCAAAGUUAUAGUUGCCUCGAUGAUCGGCAGACAACCUCAUGAGAUCCUACUCAAGAGGCAGGGCGAAAGACCAUUCAAGGAUCAACUAACUCUCCAAGACUACGGUGUGAGCAACAAUGUCCAGUUGGAUCUCGAGGUUGACACGGGAGAUUGAUGGGGGAUGUCUGUGGCUGUGUGGUAAAGGGACUCGGCGUUGAGUGGCAGUGAUAAGCUUACAAAAAGUACGGGCACACGGGCUGGGAAAUGCGAUUGCUCCCACACAUCAAUCCAUGGAGUGCAAAAUGCAAACUAGAUAGGUCUUGUCAGGACCUUGCUGUGAGACAGGCCAGCUGCAGCGAGCAGUUGCUGUUCUCUACGAAAUACACGCAAAUGACAUGACGACAUUAGACCUCGGCCAUACCGGUGGAUCCAAGGCGGAAGGUGGGGCGAGACAAAAAGUUUCGUGGGGAGAGCAAACCACCAACUGCGCUUUGCUAGAUUUCGAACUUUUCUAUCAG
Cladophialophora immunda is the source of this 1076-nucleotide messenger RNA. RefSeq lists its product as uncharacterized. Gene Ontology annotation, molecular function: protein tag activity. The record is from RefSeq and is a predicted model, not a curated record. Lineage: Eukaryota; Fungi; Ascomycota; Eurotiomycetes; Chaetothyriales; Herpotrichiellaceae. The transcript is spliced from 2 exons. Gene Ontology annotation, cellular component: nucleus; cytoplasm. The coding region runs from base 77 to 733 and encodes 218 amino acids. Gene Ontology annotation, biological process: protein modification process; mRNA splicing, via spliceosome.